Molecule: messenger RNA, 15413 nt
Organism: Venturia canescens
Lineage: Eukaryota; Metazoa; Arthropoda; Insecta; Hymenoptera; Ichneumonidae
Gene: nocte
Product: protein PRRC2C-like
Exons: 20
Coding region: 654-9329 (2891 amino acids)
Biological process (GO): cell differentiation
Source: RefSeq, a predicted model, not a curated record
GGAACUUCGAGUGGUGUUAGAUUUAUUUCGAAAUAAAUAUAUAAAAUCAAAGAACGUAACAAGAAGGAGAACAAACAAAUCGCAAAACCCUCGUGUUAAAGUAAAAAGAAAGAGUUAAACACGCUCGGGUGUUUAACAAAGAAUUUAUUUUAUCCGGCUAAACACGCAAUCGGCCGGGUUUAUUAACAACGACACCGAACGCAAUUUUUUCUCCCUGAAGAGAAAAAAAACGUGUGACAGCGAGAGGCGCUAGUUGUGUGUGCAGAGAGAUCUCUCGGUCAGCCAGUCACUUUGGAACGCAUGACGUAAUUGUAUUGAUCCGAGCAAGAGAGAACAGUGAAAGAGGGAGCGCGAAAGAGAGAGAGAUAAAUUGAGAAAGAGACAGAGCGAGAGGGCCCGAAAAGUCGCGCAUUCGCCAUCUUGGGACGAAUUGUGGAAAAGAAAGGAGAAGAGAGUUUUGUGUGCUAGCCCCGCAGGCGCGAUACGUUUACUCUCCGGUAACCCUGGGUGUUAAUAAUCCGCGGCGAUCCGUGCAUUAAGUAGUUUUAUCGGGAAUUAAACCCGUUUGUGAACUGGCAACCCAUUUGGACGGACCAAGACAAAGGGUUCGUUCGUUGGGUCUGAGUGGUACUAAAUGGUUGCCUGCAGACAGCAUGUCUACUCUGUCAGGGAUUGUGUCGAAGGGGGAGAAAGGAAAAUCAAAGUUUCAAUCGCUAGAUAUCAAUAGCUUGUACCGGGUGAGCAGGGGAGAAUCUUUGGAACAACAUCAGCAAAAAAGUACAUUACCGCGUAAACAUGGAAUGCAGAGUUUGGGAAAGGUGCCUUCGGCACGGCGUCCACCCGCUAAUUUGCCUAGUUUGAAGAGCGAACACAGCAACAGUGAUCCAGCUGUAAGUCUUGUACCUAGCGGAGGAAGCGGUUGGGCAACUACUAAGGAUCCAUCGCCGUCGCCUACUUCAACCACACCAAACACUACACCUGCCCCAACUUCAGACACAUCAGUAACCAACUCAUCACCGGCGCCAUGUGUGCCGACACCAUCUGUGCCAACGGUACAGCCGCAACUCCCAUCAUUGCCAGGUCCACAGCAACAGCAACAGCAAAUACAGCAACAACCACAACAACAAAAUACUUCCCAGUCUCCCCAUCCUUCCGAAGCGGGCAGCAACAAAUCAUCAUGGAGCGCGAUAAUGAGCAGGCCAGGAGAUGUCGGUACGCCUGUCGUGGCAGCAGCGGUCGUUGGUUACGCUGGACUCGUUACCGGGGUCGGGAGAACAUCUCGAGGCGCCCUCGGACUGAGUUUCCUCGCCCAUCAGUCCCCGCAAUUCCAGCACGAGUUUCCCAGCCUCAGCGGACAGACAUCCGCCUCCGUCUCCAAUCAGAGCCAGACUCAACAGUCCACAACACCGUCGUCAAAUGCUGCUGCGAUUUCGGUCAAUGUACAGCAUCAAUCGUUGCUACCGCAACAAUCGUAUUCCCUCAACCACUCAGGCGGUGUGCCAGCUGGUCCACAACAGCAACAAUCGCAACAAACUCGAGAGCAGAACGCACAGUAUGGGCCUGGUCCAAGUCUGCGUCCGCAAACAGAGGGAAGCUGGAUUCAAGGUGGAAGUCGUGCGUCCGGAGGAGCCGUGGCAGUUGGUACCGGAAAUGGGAAUACUCCGGUGGUCCAGGGCCCCCCGAUAGGAAUUGGAGGGCCUCCAGGACACUCAGAGGGACCCGUUGGAGGGCGUCCGAGCUCGGUCCAAUCGCCGGGCACGGGAUCGGUCCCGGCAGGCCAACACAACCCACAAACCAAUCAGAGUCCGUCUGUCGUUCCGACCCAUCAACCCGUUCCAAGCGUUCAUCAUUACCGCGGGCUUAUUCCCCCAUUCAUGUACAGAGGAAACUUCCCGCCGGGCGGUUUUCCCUCCCAAUUUCCGGCAAACGUGAGUUCCGGUGGUGGUGGUGGAGGAGCCGCAGGAGGAGGAGGAGGCAGCAACGGACCACGUCCUAGAUUCAAUUAUUCCGCGGAACGUUUUCCGCCACCACCACGACAACAGCAGCAGCAGCAACAGGAACGUGAACGAGCAGUUGCCCCGGUCGAGGAAGAUGUUGUUAUUCCACGUCCGAUAAUAAGAGAGGAGGAUCUUACUAGAAUGGACGAUAUAUCGCACGAUGCAGGUUGGGCGGCUCAUGAUGAUAUCGACUAUAAUCAGAAAUUGGCAUUCAGCGAUGACGAGAAUGAGCCCGAGCCGGCACGACGGGAAGAGAAAAAAGAUAGCCCGCCGCCGAGAGAUGACAAGAUAAUAAAUGAAUCAACGAUUGAGGAAAGAGAAAGGCCUAGGGAAAUUAUACGCGAAAGAGAUGGUAUGAAGGAUUCUCGCGAUCUUAUGUCUCAGCAACAACAUCGUUCCUGGUAUCAGGAUCGUAUGGGACCUGGACAACGAGAUUUUCGCAGUUCCAACGGACCUCCGAUUAGAGAUAAUUAUCCACCCCAACAGCGACAUCAACCACCGCAACAGCAGCAACAACAGCAACAACCACCACAGCUCCAACAACAACCACCGCAGUCUAUUCGUAUCAAUCAUCCACUCAAAGGUGUCGAAGACGAAGAAAUAUGGACGCAGAGACGCAGAGAAACAGGAGAAAAUCUUGCUACCGUUACGGAGCGUGCACGCCUACGGAAGGAGGAGGAAGAAAGGCGUUACCAAGAAUCGAAGCAAGCAGCAGCGAAAAAGUUGCAGAAUCUUGAGGAGAAACUGAAGCAGGCUAAGCAAAAGGAAGAGAAGUCAAGUACUGUAUCGGAGCCUAAAGGUUUGAUAAGUGUUCCUCCAGUGCCUAUACCCGUGCCCGAAUGGGAGCGUGAGAAAGAAAACCGUGAGAGGGAAAAUCGCGAUCGUGGUGAUCGUGGCGGAGACCGUGAGCGUGAUCGUGAACGUUCGCGUACAUCCUCCGAAGGCAAGGACGAAAAAUCAAUCAUCAUAAGCACCCGCGAUAACCGACAGAACCGUGAAAUCAUACGUGACGCACGUGAUGUUCGCGAUGUUCGCGACGUGCGUGAUUCUCGUGACGUACGCGAUGUUCGUGACGUACGCGAGCCGCCGGUCGAUUUCGGGCCGGUUAAUCAACGUUCCGGUGGUUUCAUGAGACAGCAGUCCCAACAAGACUCAUCGAGAAUGGAUCGCGAUCGUGAACGGGAUCGCGAACCCAGAGAUAUCCGAGAACGCGAUCAAACUGGAUUCUAUCGUCACUUCAGUUUACCACCAAGAUUCCAAAAACAACAGGCUGAAAGAAGCGUCAGCACCGGGAAUAAUCGUGUAUCACCGAAUCCCGAGAGAAACAACUUCCAGCAACCUUUCAUGCAACAAUAUUCCGAUCAGGGUGGUAAUAACAGCAGUGCUGGUAUUAAUCGAUGGAGUCACAAUAAUCAUCCCAAUCAAGGACAGCAACAUAUACACACAACUUUAUCCAGCGGCAUGAAAGAUUCACACCCGAUGCCAAUGAUUCAGCGUCGUAGUAAGGGCGAUUCGGAGCAGUCGGUUUCGAGCCCGAUGGAUGAUGAGCCGCAGCCUCAACGCCCAUCGUCACGUGAUCAUGGCGGUCCACGGUCCAGAGAUGAAAGCGGUUUUGUACAAUCACGUGACAAUCGCGAUACCCGUAUCUUCGAUACUCGACGUUCCAGCGGCCACUACAACGAUUAUAAUCGUAGCUACAAAGAUUACGAGCACGAGGAUCGACACAGAAAUGAUAGACGCGACUCGGAGAGACACUAUGAAGAAAAAGAUGUGAGAGAAUGUCGGGAUUCGCGCGAUUCACGUGAUUCACGGGAUUCUCGUGAUUCACGCGAUUCACGUGAUUCACGCGAUUCACGCGAUUCUCGUGAUUCACGCGAUUUGAGAGAACCCAAGGAGAACAAACCUGAAUAUGACAAUUAUCGCAAGCAAUCACCGCCGCAGCAGGAUUUAGCGGACGAUCGUCCAAUGCAGAGAGAGCGUCCAGAAAGCGGUGAAUGGCGCGACACGCGUAGAGAGGAUCAUUGCCAAAUAGAGCGUCAAACGGAGAAUCGUCGCGAGGCAUUGCAGCGGGAAGAUCGUAUCGAAAGAAUUGAGCGUAACGAGCGUCCUCAAAGACCGGAUUCACGAGACAGCCGAACAUCUCGCGAAUCGAGAACUUCGUUGCGGGACGACGAGACGCAUAAGCUUCGCGAGAUUGGUUCGUGGUCACAAGACAUUGAUUACGAGGAGAAGAAACGUGAUUCGUAUAGAGAGGAUCACCGCGAACGUGAAAGAGAAGGUCGAUGGCAAGUGCCAGGACCUGUGACGAGAGAAAAAAUAGUAGCGGAUGAGCUCAAGAGCGAAAAACGUGGUAUGACGCCAUUGAAACGAGGUGGAAGUGGAGUGAGCAUCGGGGAAACGCAACAGCAGCAGCAACAACAGCCACAGCAACAGCAACAACAACAACCAGUUCAGGAGAAGAAAGAUUCACCUACGGAAAUGAAAAAAGAGGCUGAUGCGUGGAACCGCAAACUCGAACGUACACCAGAGAAUGCGAGACCGUUGGAAAGAAGCGAAAAUUCACCAAAAGCAUGGUCGGAAUCGGUAUCACCGUCUUUCGAAAAAGAGGACGAAAAACUGCUCGAACCGAUCAAGGACGAGAAAGAUAUCGUCGAAAUAAAGGAAAGCAUGAACAAAUUGUGCGUCGAGGAAAGAGACGAACCAUCACAGCAUAGUGAAGAAAUCAAGGACGAUCCUAAGGACGACAAGCGAGAGAAGAAUGUUCGUAAUCGGGCCAAUAGCGGAAGUUCAAGAACUCGCGAGACCCGAGGAAGUAGCAGUCGCGGUGAAGGCGGAACAGUAAGUGGCGGUAGCCGCACGUGGAUGCCGUACAACGUCUACGGAAGAAACUGGAGAGGCCCGGAGCCACGUGGACGAAGAACUGCAACUGGCCCAAGGUCGGUCGGUCGACCCGGAUCCACAAAAGGUGGAUAUGGACACUCGGAGAUGGAAUUGAGCGGCGACGAAAUUCCCGCCUCUACGGAAUCUGGCAAAGACGAGAGAAGAUCUACCGUCUCGCCUAAACCUUCCGCCCAAAAGAUCGACAAAGAAGAUCGUAAUCGUGAAGUUUCACGACGCGAAGACAAACGUAAUAGCGAUUAUUCCCAAGGACGUAACGAGAAACGUGGCUACGAUAGCAAACCAAGUCGCGAAGGUUUCGCACCGUCCGGGGAACCCUCGAGACGCGGACGCGGGGGGUUUCGCACACGUGGAGCAACUACCGGGUACGGACCUCCACCGAGCAAGAGCCCUUUCUCCACAGAACGUUCCAGCGACGACAAACAACAAAAUACUUCUCAACAAAAUCCAUCGACACCAACUCCAUCGGACAACGAUAUCAGCGUAGCUUCUUCGGCGAUAAUCGAUACGGCCGACGACAAGAUGACCGCGAAACAGCAAGCCCUUACCGCUGGUAUAACCGGUAGACGCAACAAAUCUCCCAAUUUACAGUCCCAACACCAAACCAACAACAAGCAGGAAAGUACCGGCAAUCAUGGAAAUCUUCCGUCUCAAAACGUUCCGUCUCAGAGAAAUCAACCGAAGAAAGAAGACUCAAGAUCCAAGAGAAACCGCAGCGGUAAUCGACGGGGCAGGGAUGGUCGCGAACCUCGUCUCCGGGGCAUGGGCAGCGUAAUAAAGCAGAAUUCAACGGACGUAGGUAACGAGGACUGGGAAACAACGUCAGAGAACAGCGAGGAGCACGUUGAGGAACACAAAGAAUCGCAAAACAGUCACGGCAAGCAAUUUGUGGGUACUCGAGGAGAUCAAUCCUCGAACAUGUCGAGCAUAAAUUCCCAGUCUCGCAGAAACGAGCAAAUGCGUAACAACCGUGAGCAGCGUGAAAAAACUGGCAAAUCAGCGGGAGCGAGUUCGCGAGCACCCGGAGCCGAGAAGAGAAAUGCUCAGAAUUCGGCGCUGAACAAUCAGCGCAAUCAUUCUGGUGGAAACAUGGGUCAGAGUAUGCAAAAUACGCAAACUCAAAACGGACGUCCUCGGAGUCAAGGCUCAGCGAACAGUGGACCUGUAUCGAACAAGCCGAUGAGCAAAGACACAACGGUAAAUCGUAUGGAUGAGAUCAAAUUGAACGAUCCAAACCUAGUGGAUCAAGCGCUGAACGAUAUAAACAAAAAAUCAUUGGGUAAAGAAAAGAAAGUGAUCGACGUUGACGGCGAUGCGAACAAUUAUGCGGCGAGCGGUGACGACCUCGAGCUCGCAAGUGACAAAAUGGAUAACGACGGUUUCCAGGAGGUCCGGUCCAAGAAAAACGUGAAAGAAGCUCGUCACGUCCAAAAGGACGAGCCGAAGCCAGCCCGUCGUGAAAAAGAUAAAGAACGCGAGCGCGAUCGCUCCAAGUCAAAAUCUAACGGUCCACAACAACCGAACCCCCAACAAGUUCAAAAUAUUCCGCCUCUUCUCGGUCAACCGAUACCACAACCAGCCAACAUGCCACCAAAACCCUUCGACCGCAAUGUCAAUCGCCAACAAUUGGCGCCACGAUUCCAAAAGCAAAAAAUGGCUAAACAACAAAUAUUCCAUAUGGGAGCGGGUAACGAAGGCAACGGCGAAUCAACCUCGGGGAAGGUGAACAACUCGAGUGGAAACUACAUGAAAGAUUCAGCAGGUGGACCGGCACCACCACCUUCGGUUAACGCCUGGGACAAACCUUUCACGAGUCAAAUGAGAUCGAACUCGCCUUCCUCGGUUCCAGCCGAUAUCCAACUGAUAUCAGGCCUCGCCGGACAAAAUGAUCAUUCACACGAUUCGAGUGAGCAAUCCCAACAGCAGGCCAAUUCGGGCGGCAGUAGUCAAAGAAAUUCGCCAAACUGCGACAACAAAUCGGUCAAGGGCAUGGUUAAAGAGCAAAUGUUGGACAAAAACGUGAGCGACGCUUCCUCGCCUCCCGUGCAGACUCUCAUUUUCGAGAAUACCAAUUACUCAAAGAAAUCAGCUCCAUCGGACAUGGCGAUGAAAGUUAAAUUCUCUGGUCACAUGAAAAAUCAAUCGAGCAGAGGCGAAAAACGCAGUGACAUCGAUGACGAAAGCUCCGGACAAAUGCAACAUCAAGCCCAAACACUUUCGGCCGCUUUCUCCAACAAAUCGAACGAUAUUAUGAAAGAUAAAUCUCAAGAAGCCAUCCAAAUGCCAUUAUCGUUCAACAAAAGCGAAGACAAUGCCGACAUGAAACUCGAUUUUACUUUCGACUCCGAUCUCACUCAACUCACCGACGACAAGAACAAGAGCCUUGGUAUGACGAGAUCCAUGAAUAUGGCUGGUGGUCAGAACACCAUUUCACCUUUAACCGCUGAUCUCAAUCUAAAAAUAGCCUCAGUCAAAAAAGUUUGGGAAACUGCACCUCCUAUGCCGACCGUCGUCGAGCACGAAGAUGGUAACUCCGUCGCCAAUGCCAACAGCUUCCCUCAGAGCUUCGAAAGUUCCGACGUCGAUGACAGUUACAGCCCUCAUCAACAGUACAAUCAGAACAACAUGAAAAACGAGAUUGCCACAUCCACAAAUGUAUGCAAGCUGGUUCCCCCGCAGGUGAAGCCGCAGCAACAGUCCUCAGGGAAUGGUGGUGCGCAACCUGGUUCCACUGUACCCGAUCCCAGUCCCAUAGGCCUCGUUCAGAGUCCCAUUAGGCAUCCGCCGGCCGGUCUUCAAGGCCAGAUGAGUCCACCCCCCUUCAAUUCUGCCGGUCAACCUUCCCACAUUAAUUACCAAUUCUAUCAGGAGUUGCAGCAAUAUCCUGGCUCUCAGGCGGCCCAAUACGGAAGUAUGCCGGCAAUUCCGUCGCCUCCGACCGUUCUGUUCAAUACAGGUUCGGGACAGUUGCCGGCUCAGGCAGGUGGUCUUUACGGUGCAUUCCAAUUGGAUCAGAGUCGUUCCCCCUUCACGCAAUAUCCGCCCUAUGGGCCGUCUCUUCAGAGCUCCUUCAACCAACAAAACGUUUAUCUUCAACAACCACCACCACCCCCGGCACCUCAUGCCCCGAACGCCCCGACUCCGGACAUGUAUCAGAGUCAUUUGUCACAGUACCGAAUCAAUACAGGAGCCGCACCACCUUUUGGACAGAAUCAGCAGUUGAGCAAUAACCCGAACACUGUGCUGAUAAGUUCGUCAUCGAAUUCGCUUAUGUCAACGAGCGUUAAGCCAUCCUCGCAAGGAAUCGGAGCAAUCGGAACGAAGGCACCACAUUUCCAAGCUCCUUCAGCUCCUCAACCGAAUCCACUGGCCUUCAUACCAUACGAUCCCAAUCAAGUGUUGGGUGUAAGCGGAAAUUACAUGGGUAAUUCGCAGCUCGUACAGCGGCCUGGACCAAGCGUUCAACCGUCGGCGAAUAGCUAUUAUAGCCCGACUUCCGCCGACGUAUUUCCGGGUUCGCAAACGGGUUUUUAUCAGCCUGGCGGACCCGCCCAACAGACUGGAACGCCCUACGGUCUUCAGGGGUUUGGUCAACACAGCCAGAGUCUAGCAACCGGCAGCGCUACUCAGGUUGGUGUCCAGAAUUAUAGCUCGCAAUUCCUUUCCGGUUCGGGUCUCCAAAUUGCUGCUGCCGCGGCCGCUCAACAAUUUCGCAACCCGACCGGAGGUUUGCCGGGUCCCACCCCGGGCCCGUUUCUGAGCAAGUUUCAACAGCAGGAACAACCAAGACAACUGAAAAGCCCUUCAGGAAAUCAACAAGACGUGCUUGCUUCGGUAUUUAGUUCGACUUCACAAAUGCCGUCACCAAAAUCUCGCAAUUGCAAACAACAAACGCAAUCUCAACAGCCACAGCCGAGUCCAACUCAACAUCACAAAUACCAACAACAUCAGGGCGUUAGUCAGUCUGCUCUGGUAAGCGGCUACAGUAACUAUGUUCUACAACAAAACGUACGAGGUAUGGGAAUGCCACCUCGUGCCGGUAUACAACCGUCGCAACAGCGUUAUCCGCCCCCGAUUCAAAGGCCCGUAGUGCCUUUUCCACAAGGACCGAAUAAUUCAAGCCAGCAACCAAACUGUAUGCCGAAUCAACAAUCCCAGCAGCAGCAACAACAACAGCAACAACAGGCGCAGAUGAAUCGCCACAGGUCGAAUCUUCAUCAGCAACAACAGCAACAACCACAGCGUAACAUGAAGAUUCAGCAACAAUAUUAUUCUGGGCAAGGUAAUGUGAAAAUGGAUGCUAACGAUAAAGCCGAGUCACAUAGUGAAAAAAUCGCUGACGGCACUGCCGCUAACCAGGGGGGAGGUAACAAGUCCAAUGUAAGUCAGCAAGAUGUCGAUAAUAAGGAGGAAGUAAAUCAGCAAAACGAGUAAAAGAAAUGAGAUAUGAAAACAGAAAGUUGGAAAAAGAGCAAGAGAGAGAGAGAGGGAGAGAAAGCGAGCGCAAGAGAAGCAAGAGAAAAAGGGGCGUAUUGAUAAGGUGCAUCCUCAUGGCUCGAGUACGAGGACACCCUUGCGAGCUUCUCUCGCGAUAUCCGGAUAUUACACACCGUAUUUAAAAUGAUAUUACGAUUCAAGACAUACUGAUAUCUCUAUACUAUAAACGUUUUUUGUUUCCUUUCGAGAGAUCUCGGAGAAAAACUGCCUCUGCCCGACGUUCUAGGGUUCGAAGAAAAUGGAUCGACGCCUCAUCCGAACAGAGAUUGAGCGUCAUUCCAUUUCGCCCUUCUCAACAAAAAAAUGUCAAACGAAAAUAUCCACGGACCCGCGCCCCUUCGCGUUAAACGCACUGAAUAAACGUUCCGCGAUGUUCUAUGAACCGAAAACGGAAAAAAACGGAGCGUCAUCAACAAUUGUAUAUUCGUGAAGAGAUUUUUCGUGUCUAAAAGUGUCUGUUGAAACGAGUUUAUCACAUUUGUGUGACGCGAGAAUUAUUGUCGAAUUCUUUGUACCGUUUAAUGGAUUCGCUCAACUAUUUCGAGUUGUUUAUCCGCACACCCACACUCGCAAGUUAACCCACAUAAAUCGCACCAGCGGUCAAUCCACAAAUAACAACAUACGAGACAUGCGUAAACCACGUUCAUCAUAGACGAUGAAUAAACGGAAUAAAAGCGUAAGUUUCGCGCUUCCGGAGAUGUUAAACGAAAUAACAAAAAAAAGUCGAAAGUAAAAAAUUGGUCAACUGAGUUAACUGAUCGAGAUAAAAUCGUUGAUUAGCGCGCGUAUUAUAUUCAGUUCCUCAAUUCAAGAGAUAUUGCGACUGAUUAUUUAACGCGAAUUUUAAUUGAUACGUUCUUCAUCAACUGGUUGAAUGAAGGAAUAAUUAUUUAAAAAAAAGGAGAAUAACAUAAAUAAAUGUCGAAGAAAAAAAAUACAAACCAGAACAAACAAAAAUCACAUAGAGCUUACGUAACGUAAGGUGUCGCUUGUGCAGUGUGAGAAGGAGAACCCCCCGCGAAUUAACGAAAUAAAAUAACCGACAAACGAAAAUGAUAAAUGGAAAAAAAAAAAACAAAAAAUAUUAUAAGAGUGAAGUGACUUUGUCCAAGCGUUCGUGGGACAAAUGAAAAAAGGUGGCUCACCGGAAAUCGACCGAUCGUCGUUAUUCCGCACCUUUUCGCAAGUUACAAAGUCACCAAAUAAUUGUAUAUUAUUCUGCUUUAAAAUUGCAGUUCGAGCAUUAUAAUGGUAAAAAAGAAGAAAAAAAAUCAUACACUCAUACAAUGAAGUUAUUCAGAGGAUGACAUGAUUCAAACAAAAGUAAUAAUAACAUUAAUAAACGCUAGUAUUUACUGAAAGAUCACACAGCGUCGUUGCUAGUUGUAUUUUUUAUUGUUUAUUUUCAUUUCUUUUGUGUUUCUCUCUCAUUGGAAAACGACGAUAGCGUACUAGUAUGUAAUCGUGACGGUGUAUGGAAACGCGCUCGGUUCCUGAAGAGAAUCUAAAUAAAUAUCGAAUAAAUAUGAAGAAAAACAAAUACGAAGGAAAUGAGAAAAGGAUUGAACGAAGAAAAAAAAAAGGGAAUCACAUGUGCGGCGUGUGGCUAUGGUAAAACUAAAGAUUAUUAGAAUUUCACCCACGUAAGAGAAAACAUGAUCGUCAAACAUAAUUCACUUAAAGUACUGCCAGUCGCGUUUGUCGACAUAACUUGAACAUUUUUUUCACGUCGUUCACUAAAUCGUCGCGUGGGAGGGAACGAAACGGAGACGGACAGAGGGAGAUUGGAUGGUAGUUGAAGGGGUGGAUUUUGCACCGGGAAUUCAACAGAAUUCUGUACCGGAGGGUUAAAAAAAAAAAGGAAAAAAAACCACGAUUUUCCGAAGCCAAAAGGGAGAAUACACCAAAAAUAAUGUUGCAAAGUUUCGUUUACCCUAUUCGAUAAAUAUCAAAGCUCGCCUAAAGACACUAAUUGUGCCCUAGUGCAAAAAUGCUAUUAUUACCGAUAUUGUGCAAUUCCUUCGGACGGGAAAUGAAACGAAAUUGAACGAGAUCAGCAUCGAAUAAGUAUCGAAAGAGAAAGUUUAACAAGCAACAUAACGAGAUACCAGCAAACGAAAUAAUAAAAAUAUCGUUUUUGUGCUCGCGACUCGCGAAGUCGAAGGGGGGAAGGGCGGGAAAUUAAAAAAAAAAAAAAAACCCCAGCAAAAGUGACAAAACGCGCGUCAAAUAUCCCAGAUUAUAAAGUUAUCGUAUUACGAAUGUUGAAAUAAUAUCAGCUUAUCGUGGCCGAAUUAUUAUCAUGGGCAAUGACUUGGAUACGCGUACGUGCUGCAAGAAUGUAACGUGUAAAAAGAUAUUUAAAGUUGCGAAACCGAAAGGAAUGAAGGUAUUUUUAGUGCCUUCGACGCGCUGCCGCACAAAAACAUAUAUUGAAAAAAAAAAAAAAACGAAAACAAAAGUAAUACCAAGUACACGACAUUUACAUGCCGGCGUGUUUAUUGUAUCACUAAAUGUGACAACCGAACGAAAAUUAUAUUUUAGGAGUGAUUACGUGGCGUUUCAAUGCUAGUGAAAGAACGAGUAAAACAAUCCUUUUUCACACUACUAUUAACUAUUAUCAUUACUAUAUUAUUAUUAUUAUUAUUAUUAUUAUUAUUAUUAUUAUUUUAUGAUUUUUCUUAAUUUUAUUACGUAUUAAUCGCACGUGUACACUCAGCGGAUAUUGUUAGGAGAGGAUGAUUAGCGUGAUUAGCAAAUACGAAUGUGAGCGAAUCAUAAAAAUAGAGGAACGUCGAGAUUCGAAAAACAAUGAUAAAAAAAAAAAUAAUAAAUAAUAAAUUAAUUAAAAUCGUGUACGAAAUGUAGCAUGUGUAAAAACGAUUAUUGCGAGUAUAAUUGAGGCCGAAAGAAGAUAAUGAAGGAAACAAAAGGAAAUUCUGUCUAAUCACGUUUAAUCGUUUAUAUGUGAAGCAAAACUUAUUUGACAUUGUAUCAGGACGCAUUGGUGGUGAAAAACGAAGAUAAAAAAAACAAUGGCACCGAGGGUCUGUCGUGUUUGUGAUGUAAAAAAUGACGGUACGACAGACGUGACAAAUGGCCCGCGAUUUGAGACGGAAACGAAAGUAAGAAAAGCAAGUGUUUCUGUUCGAUUUCAAUUGAUCGAAUCGGGGAGUUAGUGUUUUUAUAACUCUUGAUGAUAAUUGGUCGCUCCAUCGAAUACUGGCAGAGCGAGUAUUAAAAAUAAUGACAGGAAAUAUAUGAACUCUUGUGUUUCUCAACACUCUCAGAGCUCAUAAAAAAUCGAACGAAAAGAAAAAAUAUAUAAAGCGUUGAUCGAAAUAUUAUGAUUGAAGAGAAAAUAAUGGAAUAGAGGAAAACAAUAGGCAGAAAGGAAAUUGUGAGACAGCGGGUCGUCGAGUCAAAUGAAACGCGAUCAUUAUAAUCGCGACUGACAAUACGUGACCUGUAGAUAUCAUUAUUUUUUUUUUUUUUUUUUUUUUUAUAAUACCUUUUUUAUUUCGAAGACUGAAUUUUUGCGUGUACGUCCCUUGGUUUAACGUUGCGAAUAAACUCGACGAAGGAAACGUUUGAAAAAUCCUUGAAAAAAAGGGUGAAAAAUGAGCAAUCCUUCGCUUGAAUAAACUCGUGAUAAUUAUUGUUUGCUGUGUGAGUGCGAGCGAGAGCGAGAGAGAGGAUGAAAAAGCGAAACGAUAAUCGAUCAACUGUUAAAGAAAGAUAAAAAGCUUUGCCAAAUCCGAUUGAGCGAAAGAUUCGAUAACUGAGAGAAUUGAAAAUGAAAACAAAGCGGGCGGACCCUUCGACCUCGAAAGCCCUUCCCCCCCUCCAAGGCACCUGUAAUUUUACCUAUCUGUAGUUAGUGACAAGAACGACAGUAACUUAUACAUUUACCUGCUAAACGAUAAUAAAAAAAAAUGAAAAUGAAAAAAAAAACAUUAAUAAUUAAAGGCAAGAAAAAAUAUGAAAACUAAACGGAACUGAUGUGCUCUUUUUGUCGUUAUAAUUUGUAAACGACGAUUAUCCCUCCCCGUGAUAAACACGAAAAAAAAUGUAUGCGAUAAAUCGGCGACUAUUAUGUUAUAAUUUAAGAAUCUACUAUUCUUUUCUCUUACGUUUUGUGUUCUCAUAAAUGAAAACUUUCACCUUCGUAUUAAUGGACACGAAAGCCGGAGCAGGCUGCUUCUAUACCGUCGUAAAACUCGAAUAACGAUUACCGAUCCGUUGGUUUUCCUUUAACGAGGAAAAAUAAAUUUUUUUACACUAUUGACACUCGAACAUAUUGAAAAGAACGACGAAUAAAAAGAAACAAUAAAAUAUAAUGCAAUUAGACAAUUAAAGAAUCUGACUAUAACCGCACGUCGUGUUUAGUAUCUCGAAAAUUUUGGUACGUUGCGAUUUCGGUUGUUGUCUUCAUUAAAACGCUUAAAAAAGCCUCUAUUGAUAAAAAUCGUAAUAAAAAUAAAUAAAUAAUGAUAAUAAUAGGACUCGAAUAAUUGAUCCCUUGUUACAAUUGGACUAUAAACGAAUAUUAACAUCGUCCUCAUUAUUGUUAUCAUUAUUAUUAUUGCCCAUUCGUCAUUGAAUUGCCAUUCGAUCAUUUUGUACAGAAAUUAAUAUUCCAAGUGCCCCUGAUGAGAAAAACGCUCAAAAACUCUUUUAUCGAAAGAAACACAGUGUGCGAGACACAAAUACCUAUUUCACAUAUUCUUGUCAUUGGUCAUCCGCGCUUUGUAACAUAGCCAAGAAUAAAAUCGUUAUGAUUCUAUGCAUAACAGGGUUCACGACUACCGAUCGAUGCAGGAAAGAACGAGUAUAACAAAAAUGCACGCAAUCAAAUCGGUAUAUAUAUUCGUCACCUCGUUUGAAAAUGAGGUGCACUUUUCGGCGCGUUGAAUUAAUAAUAAUAAUGAUGAUGACGAUAGUAAUAACAACGAAAAAACGAAUCUAGAAAAAAUUGAGUCCAGUUGACCACAAUUGUGAGAAAAAAUAAUCAUUAUUAUUAUUGUUGUUGAAAGCGUGACGGCCGAAUCGUAAUCGCAACGUGCUACCUCAAUCCUCGAAAUAUUCGUUAUUAACCUCAAAAGUAUGCACUUCGCAGUGAGAUAAAAGCUACGCGAUGUCAGACUAUCCCACUCAAAAAUGAUCGAUACUGAAACGCGACAAAAGUGUAUAUCGCUUGUGGCAUUGCAAAUAUUUCUUGAACAGGCAGAAUAGUUUUCCUGUCGAAAAAAGUGUCAACACGUCGAAUUUGCGAAAUUGCGUCUGGAGUCUAGUACACCGGAAGUAUACUUUGAGAGUUACAAAACCAUGCGACUGAUUUUGCAAUGCUACACAAAACGAGCGUUUUCGUAAAGAACGAGAAAAUGAAUAAAUAAAAGUGAAUUUUUUGUGACACUCGUAGAGCCAUAAUGAACAAAAAAAAACGAUGCUGCUAUUGUACACGAAUCUUUAUUAUGUUUGUAUCAAUGAGAUCGUGGUUGGAAUUAGAGAAUAUGCGUUUGAUCGCACGAUACAGAGAAAGAGGGCUAAAAAGGCAUGAAAAACUGUCUUUAAGUACAGAAAUACAUAUAUAUAUCGGAAAUGACGGAAAAAGAGAUAUAAAAAAUAUUGAAAGAAAAAAACGUGAGAACGAUUAUGAUUAAAAAAAAAAACCAAUUUCUCUACUGAAAGGAAAAAAACUUUUUCAUUCGUUAUUUACACACUCUAAUGUAAUUUCCAAAGAUAAACGCGAUAUCACGUAAAAGCAUUUAAGGAUUCAUGGAUCUCGGCAUUAGUCCAUACCCUUGCCACGAAAUAUGGAAAAAUGAAAAAAUUUUGGUAAUUUUACUGUUAUAUGCAUAGACAUCUUCUCGUCGAUAUAUAAUAAGAACUGACCGCACCUGGAAAACUCAUCGGAGAAAUUAUCGUGAUCAUAGGUAUAAUGUACUAUAUUGUCCUUAGCUGCAAUUAUAUUACAUAAUGAGAACUGGAACUGGAGUAUAUUGAAGUCUCUUCGAAAAA